AUGACGAAGUCUCAAUUCAAAGUUGCAGUCGUUCAGGCACUUCCUGAGUUUAUGGAUUUGGCUGCCAGUAUCAGCAAGACCAUAAAGCUGAUCGAGGAGGCAUCGGCAAACGGCGCGGCUCUGGUCGCUUUUAGUGAGGCGUGGAUACCCGGUUUUCCGUUCUGGGUAUUCGUCAAUGCCCCGUUCCAGGGCAUGCCGCAUUUCGCCCGCUAUCGAGCGAAUUCUCUAGCGGUAGAUUCUGAUGAGAUGCGCAGAAUCCAGAAAGCGGCCCACGACAACAAAAUUCAUGUCGCGCUCGGCUUCAGUGAGCUGGGCGGCGACACGCUGUAUUUGGCCCAAGCUGUAAUCGACGAUCAAGGUGAAAUGAUCUUUAGCCGGCGUAAACUUAAGCCGACGAUGGCGGAGCGGAUGGUGUUCGGAGAAGGUGACGGAUCUGAUUUGAUCGUAGCUGACACAGACCUGGGCCGCAUCGGCGCGCUGUGCUGCUGGGAGCACCUAGGGCCGUUGAAUAAAUUUGCGUUGUAUUCUCAACGUGAGCAGAUUCACUUCGCGGCCUGGCCUAGCUUCGGACUGGACACCAACAUGGUUUAUUCAUUUGGUCAUGAGGUGAACAACGCGGCCAGUAAAAUCUAUGCCGUAGAAGGCCAGUGUUUCGUCUUGGCACCCUGUGCCAUUAUUGACGAUGCGAUGCUCGAAACUAUGGCUGGCAGUGCGGAGGCUGCACUACCGUUUCAGUCGGGUGGAGGUUAUGCCAUGAUCUACGGACCCGAUGGUCGAGAACUUACGUCGCCUGUGGGUGAGCACGAAGAGGGAAUCCUCUACGCUGAUAUCGAUCUAAACAUGAUUGAUAUGGCCAAGAUCGCAUACGACCCGAACGGCCACUACGCGCGCCCCGAUGUGCUGCGGCUGUGGUUGAAUGAUCAGCCAAUGAACCCGGUUGAGUUCGCCUCUAGUGACACCACUGCAUCGGUCCUCGAGGACGUCGACAAGCCAUAA
Messenger RNA from Nerophis lumbriciformis (worm pipefish), 996 nucleotides. The record is from RefSeq and is a predicted model, not a curated record. Lineage: Eukaryota; Metazoa; Chordata; Actinopteri; Syngnathiformes; Syngnathidae.